Oncorhynchus nerka (sockeye salmon) is the source of this 4146-nucleotide messenger RNA. RefSeq names its product FHA domain-containing protein FhaA-like. NCBI's taxonomy places the organism in Eukaryota, Metazoa, Chordata, Actinopteri, Salmoniformes, Salmonidae. Bases 998 to 2644 code for a protein of 548 amino acids. The transcript is spliced from 2 exons. Gene Ontology annotation, cellular component: membrane. The record is from RefSeq and is a predicted model, not a curated record. Gene Ontology annotation, biological process: protein homooligomerization.
CAAUGUAGAAAAUAGUAAAAAAUAAAUAAAGAUAAACCCUUGAAUGAGGAGGUGUGUCCAAACGUUUGACUGGUACUGUAUGCAUAUACAUACAUUAUAUGUAUAUAUAUUUAUAGUCCAGUCUCUGACAUUGCUCAUCCUGAUAUUUCUUAAUUUUUCUGGAUUAUGUGUGUAGGAGGCCUAUUGUGUUUUUAUUUUACAAUUUCUAUUGCUAGGUAUUACUGCACUGUUGGAGCUAGAAACACAAUAUUUUCGCUGUACCUGCGAUAACAUUUCCAAAUCUGUGUACACGACCAAUAUAAUUUGUUUUGAUUUUAAUUUGAUUUGAAUAAUUCCUGAACACAAAAAUAUGAACUCUUAUACAUCCAUUUGUCCCCACCUGGUGUUCACAACAUGUAAACUUUGGAUAGGCUUUGCGGCCACAGCAAGAACAACGCAUUUGUUUUGGGUUCCACUGUGAUUUUGUAUCACUUCUCUUUGUAUGACACAUACAGGCUAUAGUAGCAGGCCUAUGGAAAGUCCCUGAGUGGGGACAAUGAGUAAUAUCCGUAGUGGGUGUUGGUGGAAAAAGUGUAGCAGUAUGGCAAUAAAUUGAGUAAGCAUUCCUAUAAGAAGUUGUUAGCACUAAAAUGGUUGAAAGCAUUGGACAUUAGCUGAAUCAUGCAUUGGAAGCAAAUGGGAUUUGCGCGUAAAUUCACAUUACAGCGGAUUUCAAAUUGAUUGCUUAGCCUAGCCUAAAUGUUGAUAAAAUAUAGAGUGAACUGAAGUCUGUAUUAAAUGGCUUAUAACAGGGACAGAAUGUGUUAAUAUUGUCACCGCUAUGAGUGCCAUGACAGGGACGAAUAGACGAUGUGCGGUGAUCCAUGAUAAAUAGAUCCCUCCCUUCUGGAUGAAAGCAGUGAGUGAAUGACAGAAUCAUAACAGAAACAGUUAGAUUGAAAACACUACUUUCUUCAAAAGGAACAGAAUCGUCUCGAAUCAGCAAGGGGCAUUCAUCAUGGGGAAGCUAUGUGAGCUGGCCUUUGUGUCUCUGGCCCUCCUAGCUCUACUUCAUACUGACUCUACAUGGGCCAAGAGAAGUGUCAGCAGUAGUAGCAGCAAAAAGUCUUCAUCCAACAACAGGGGUUCAGAAAAAAAGCCAUCAAACACGCAGACAGGAAGCUACCCCAGACAACCACAGAGCCCCAACAGGAACCCCAACUCAUACCCAGCAGGAGGUAGUUAUCCAGGGAGAGGUACCAAUCAGAACCAGAACCCAGCCGGUGGAUACCCUGCUGCAGGUGGAUACCCUGCUGCAGGUGGCUAUCCUGCUGCAGGCGGCUAUCCUGCUGCAGGUGGCUAUCCUGCUGCAGGUGGCUAUCCAAACCAGCAGUAUCCAGGCAGAGCCAAUCCUGGGGGAUAUCCAAACCAGAACCCUGCAGCUGGAGGUUACCCAGCCGCUGGUGGCUAUCCUGCAGCAGGUGGCUAUCCCAACCAGCAGUAUCCAGGCAGAGCCAAUCCUGGGGGAUAUCCAAACCAGAACCCUGUAGCUGGAGGAUACCCAGCUGCUGGUGGCUAUCCCAACCAGCAGUAUCCAGGCCGGGCAAAUCCUGGGGGUUAUCCAAACCAGAAUCCAGCAGCGGGUGGUUACCCUGCAGCAGGAGGCUACCCCAACCAGAACCCAGGGAGAGGAGGAGUCAAUCCGGGAUACCCAGCUGGAGGUUACCCAGUAAGAGGGGGAAAUACUGGCUGGGGGCAGGCAGGGGGCUACCCUGGUAGAGGGAUGGGAGGAGGUUACCAACCCAACUGGAACCCAAACAAUAAGAUCCUCAGUCCCCGCUAUGGUUAUGGAGGUGGGCAUGGGGGUAUGGGAGGUGGCUCUCCAUUCUCACGCUCAGUUCAGAAUAUGGGGCACUACCCAUCUACUCAGUCCAAGGGCUUUGCUAAGAAGGCUCUUAUGGCCGCAGGGGUUGGGGCCGUGGCAGGUAUGGCAGUAGGCUAUGGCCUUGGGCGUUUCCCCCGCCCACAUUUCAACUUCCGCAACCCUCAGGAGGAGCAGUCCUACAACAACUACAUGUACAGCAAAUACGGUGAACGCUCCACAGAUGAAAACGACUAUGGCCGGGACUAUACCUACAAAAUACCACCGCGGGCAGAGUCCUACGACAGCUUCAUGGAUACCUGCAUGAAGAGGAACGACCUUCUGCAGGAUCAGGGCAGCGACUCCCAGGCCACACCUAACAACCAGAGGAACAACCCCCAGGAAGCCAACAGCCAGAGCCUGCCCAUCACUCCUGAGGUGGGCAACAGCAGUCCAGCUAGCAACCAGGAGGGAACAGACACAGUGAAGCCCCUCACCUCAGCCCCUGUGGAGAUAGCUGGAGAGGAUACGGGUAAGGAGGAGGAUGUCGGCCUCACAGUGAGCAUUGAGGAGAUUGGCUACCCUGCAUUGGUGGAGCAGCUGAAGAACCGUAAGUGUGUGGAGCUGUACAUGAACUACUCUGAGCGUUUCCUGGAGAAGCAGACAGCUGAACGUAGCAGCGACAGCAACAACAACAACAACAACAAGUAUGAGAACAGUCGCAGUAACCUCCUUAGCCAGGGGCUGGUACAGCUGAUAACCACCUUCCUCAUGGUCCUGAGCAGCACUCUUCUGCUGCAGUAAGACAGGAACACAUAGCCAUGUCCCAGUUGUAUGGAAUAGCUUAAUUUCCUAGUCACCCCUCCUCAAUAUGCCACUGAUUUCUUGUGAGUAUAGGUUAAUUAAACAAGGUGUAGGUGGAGAUAUAACCAAUCCUUUAACUAAUCUGUGGUCAUGAAGGAAAGGGGACAAGGAAAGGAAGCCAGUGGAAAAUAACUUCCAGUGAACUUAAAAAUAUGUACUGUAGGGGGUACUCGAGGACCGGAGUUGGGAACCACUGAUGUACAUGAUUCUUCACAUGGUAUUUGUACUUUAAGUGUUCGAUAUCUCAACACUAUUUCUAAAAUAAACCGAAACCAUCUGUCCUGCUUGUCUCUUACAGCUUAGUUCAGUCUACUGCUAAAUAUGGAAUAACAGCAUUUUGUCUAAGUCCAAAACCAUGAGUCAGUCGUGUAGACAAAGGGGAAGUAUAAAAGCAAAAGUAGCAAGUCUCAUCAGUACACCAUAUGACUUUAAUUAAAUGCAGAUACACUAGAUAAACAAACAUUAUUACAGCACUUUUUUGCCACCAUAUAAGGUACUAAAAUCAAAUCAAAUCAAAUUUUAUUUGUCACAUACACAUGGUUAGCAGAUGUUAAUGCAAGUGUAGCGAAAUGCUUGUGCUUCUAGUUCCGACAAUGCAGUGAUAACCAACAAGUAAUCUAACUAACAAUUCUAAAACUACUGUCUUAUACACAGUGUAAGGGGAUAAAGAAUAUGUACAUAAGGAUAUAUGAGUGAGUGAUGGUACAGAGCAGCAUACUAUCAUCCGAUUAGGGGUUCAGUGUCUUUUUGCCAAAGUGGUUCCACAGAAAGCACAGACAAGCAUUAUGUUGACCGUCUGUCAUAUUAAAUCCAUUUUAUUCAUGCAUUUCCGUGUGCGUUAUACAUUUUUGUUGUAGCCCUGGAUAAACAUAACAGAUUCAACUCAUUGAUGGCCUGAUGAUUAGUUGACAAGUUGAAACAGGUGUGCUUGUCCGGGGCUACAAUAAAAAUGUGUACUGUUGGGGCUAUUGGAGGACCGGAGUUUGGAACCACUGCUUUACAUAAUAGUUCACAUGAUAUUUGAAUUUGUACUCUAAAUGUUCGAUCUUAUGUGGUCUGCAGUAUUUGGUUUUAAAAGUUGCCUGUUUUGUAAAUACUUAUAAUAAUUAAGUAGGGAAUGGUCAGAGGUUUGUUAUUAAUCAAUCCCUAUUUCUGUUCCUAUUUUUCUUUUGUGCUCUCUUGUCCCAUCUCUCUACCUCCCCAUCUAGUCUUCCUCUCCAUGUCCUCAUGUCCCCUGGUUAUCAGAAGUGCACUUAUUUCUCUUGGCGAAUGGAUAUAAAUGACUCUUCUUUUUCCUUUUUUUUCAAGGAUGUAUUUAGUGAUUAACUCAUUUAUAUUGGUUUUAACAUAGAGAACAACAUGCAUUGUUUGAAUGUGUCUUUAAAAUAACCACUUUGUCAUGCUCGAACUCAAUAGGGAAUUUUACCAUUAACUUGCUGAAA